Geodia barretti is the source of this 1471-nucleotide messenger RNA. NCBI's taxonomy places the organism in Eukaryota, Metazoa, Porifera, Demospongiae, Tetractinellida, Geodiidae. The record is from the annotation of a GenBank genome assembly.
CGCAUGUGUGUGGAGAGAUGAGCGAAACUACGGGUCGAACUCUCUUUGCGUUUGGUGCCGCAUCAGCCGGAGCUCUGGCCCUCUGGUGGCUGUGGCAGAGUAGAUCAGAGACUCCGCUCGACCUUUCGGCGUUCCAGCGACCAGUUGCAAGGGUUUCCAAGCUGUGGCUCUAUCCCGUGAAAUCUUGCAAAGGGGUGGAACUUACCAGCGCCCAGGUCGGAGUAAGAGGGCCUCAAGUAUGACAGGAGCUGGGUGAUAGUGGACAAGAAUGGCUGUUUCAUGACGCAACGACAGCACCCCAAGAUGGCUCUAAUCUGUCCCCGAGUGGAGGCGAGGCGGACCCCAGGAGGGGAAGAGGAGGUCACACUGCACCUGAGUGCCCCAGAGAUGCCCGACCUGACCCUCAAGACCCCUCCUCCCAGUGCUCCUACUGAGCAGAUUCGUGUGUGGAGAACAUUUGGUGAGGCUGUGGACAUGGGUAGGGAGGUGGCCCUGUGGCUGGAGGAGUACCUGGGGGAAGAGGGGUUCAGGCUGUUCUACAUGUCCCCUCACCACAAGCCAAGAGAGCUACUGGCUGACGGCGAGUGGAGAGAUCUGUGCAGCGAGGGAGAAGUGUCAGGAUUUUCUGACCUGUCUCCGGUCCUCAUGAUAUCAGAGGCAUCACUGAAGAGGCUCAACAGCCACCUGGACACCCACCUUCCCAUGCAGAGGUUCCGACCCAAUAUUGUCAUCUCAAACUGCCAGCCACACCAAGAGGAUGAGUGGAAGGAGCUAAGAAUUGGUGAUACACUCCUCAGGAACAUAAAACCUUGCCAUAGGUGCAAGGUGACUACUGUGAACCAUGAAAAGGGAGAGUUUGCAGGACAAGAGCCUCUGGAGACACUGAGAAAGUAUCGACUGUAUGAGAUGGUUCACCAGAAGGUCGACAAACGGUUUGGUAUAAAUCCGCUGUUUGGAACAAAUUUUGGAGUUUUGAAGACUGGAAAUCUUGCCGUGGGAGACACUGUCUCUAUCGUCUGAUUAACCCUUAGCCAGCCACGGGCAUAUAUAUAUGCCCAGAGGAGAUAGAGGAGAUUUGAUACCCAUGGCGUCCAAAGGGAUAAUUAUUAAUGAACAUUGAACAUUCAUUACUGAACGGCCACACAUACCGUAACGUUUUACUUUAACCGACAGCCAGCAGGCAAGGUCAAAUUUACCUGCUAACGGAGUCCAUAAGUUUCAUCUCCAUGUGUGCUAUCGUUAGAAUGUUUGAGGAGCGAAAAAAAUACCUGAAGCUAUUUGAAACAAUAUGUGGUACAGCUGGCAGGAGAACAGCCAAGGAGCGGGAAACAUGCCUUUCUCGCCACAAGGGAGCAGCAACUAUCACGAGACAGAGCUCGCAGGAGGCAGCGUCUUGCUUACACGCAAGGAGUGGAAAACACGCCUUUCUUGCAACUGUGCAGGCAUGGCGUGCAGCCAAAACAUCACACGC